AUGAAUGGCCCUCAGAAUGGCCUCAGCAGCCGACGCGAGGAGGCUAACAUAGCAGCUUCAAUAUCUCGACCGUUAACGCUGCAACAAGCUCUCCCAUACUCUCCGCAGACCUCGACAGUCCCUUUUAUCCCAUACAUCAUCCCUGACCCUUCGAUUGGCUCAGGCUCACCGGCUGAACCCGUCUCCAACUUGUUCCCUCGACAUGAGUUUGACAAUCUGAAUAACGAGGCAACCACUGGGCAAGAACAAGCACCGAGGAAUAUAAAGCAAGCCGUCGACUUUGUGCUGCACGAUAUGAAGCCCGCACAGCGCACCCAAUACAACUUUCGGUCUGUCCCGCGCGGCCGAACGAGAUCUACGUCGAAAAAUUCCUCUACAAAUGGCCUGACGCCUGUAACGCAGGCUGUGCAUGACCGAGUCGAGACGUACUUUAAAGCCAGCAAAAUCAACGCCAAGCCCGACAAAGCUGUCAACGGUUCCGCGUCGCACACCCGCAAGCCGUCGAAAGAUGUGGACAAGGUCCCUGAACAGACUCCUGAAAAGACUCACAAGAAUAACGCCGAGAAGAAGACACCAAAAGCAGCGAAAAAUGCCAUCGCGAGCAACGCCGAAGCAGUUCAGUCCAACGCUGCCGCCAAAGUCGAAAUCCCCAUCACAGCUUCGAAGAAUUUUGACCCGUCUGCCUACGAAGAUGGCGACGUUUUCAUGCAAGCCGCAGACGCGAGUUCAGUGCCUGCGAGGAAUACAACACCGCCGCCUCUAGCGGAGGCCAAUGAAAUAAUCGUUGCUGCAUCAGAGCCGGCUGGAGGUUUGCGCAUCGAGUUUCCUGCAGUAAGUGGAAGAGAUGAGUACGCAGAUGUGACAGUCGCUCCUGAUGCGCCGAGCAAUCUCUCAGCGCGUAGGUAUGGCAAUGGACAAGAGGGAUCAGACCUCAUCGGCUCCGGUCUUGACCAGCGCCAGCGCGGAGAAGCCGCACUCGACGCUCUGGACUCCCAGCUUCGUACCAUUUUUUCGGCUGUUGGAUAUGCAUUCGCCAUGGAGCCAGGCUACGAUCAUAUCGUGAGGUUGAUGCCAGAUCAAGAAGUUGCCAUGACAGCUGUGACGCACCAAAAAUUGCACGGCGCACUACAAAAGGCUAUUGACUUGCGAACAUUCGACAAAGUCGCUGUGGAAAACCUCCUUCAAGUAAUCAAACUCAGUGAAACCAGCCUCAAAAACAUGGAAAUACUCGACAUUCACGUUGACGAAAACUGGGACGAGGCGGCUACAGAUGCUUGGGUUGCACAGCUUGCAGAAGUUGAAACAGCCAUGAAGGCUGCAAGAACCUGUCUUCGGAUCUUGUCCGGUGGCCGAGAGGAUAAGCAACUAUAUGCGGAAGCCAUGAUCCUUAGAUGCGUCAACCUCUGCAAGUCUGUCACCGAGGACAUUGUUAUGCCGCUCGUUGAACUUGGAAGUAGCGGCACCGGCGCAGCCACUUUCAAGCUUCUGUUCAAGCACAAGAAGACGCUUUCAACAAUAUUUGUCACCUGCCAAAAGCUGUUCGCAUCAAUUGCAGAGCUAAUUGCCAAAAUUGAGCUUUCCGAGACCGCAAUCAAUACUCUGGAGUACACUGCAUCGAAACUCAUCUUUGUCGAGAAUGCGCAUGUCGAGCGUGACUCUGUUGUUGGAGUACAGAAGUUUGACGGCAUCCGUUCAGUGGCCAUGGACAUUCUCUGCCAAGUUUUUGUCAACAAGCCUGAGCAACGGCAGGGUAUCAUUGACGACAUCCUCACAUCGCUAGAGAAGCUUCCCGUCGGCAAACAGAGCUCCAAACAGUUUAAACUAGCUGAUGGAGGUAGCAUACAGCCUGUGUCUGCACUGAUUAUGCGACUAGUCCAGUCAAGCUCCGGGAAAGUUGACCAAAGUGGCGAGGGUCGCCGAGCGGCACUGCUGAACGACUUGAAUGGAGAUGCAGAGGGUGAAGCUGCCAGCACAGAAACAGCAUCCAGGCAUGGGCAGGCGGUAUCGUCGCUGACCAGCGAUGAUCAUGCUUCACAGCAGCAUGCAAUUGCCAUCCAAGAGCUGGACACGAUAUCAAGUCCCCUGUACGACAAUGCUACGCGAAACGCCUCGUACGUGAUCAACUUCAUCGUGAAGAGAGCUAUUGGCUCCACGAAAUCAGGAGACACACCGUAUCGCAACCUGCUGGACCUAUUUGUGGAAGACUUUACCGUAUGCCUUGACUCACCCGAUUGGCCGUGCGCCGAGCUUCUUCUACGCCUCCUCAUGUUGCGUAUGGUGCAGCUAUUUGAAGGACAAAAGACGGCUGUUCCUGCCAAAAAUAUGGCACUGGAACUGCUAGGCUCUAUGAGUGCGGCCAUCUCGCGUCUGCGCUCCCACGUCAAAGGCACUGCUACCAAUUUCGAAGGUGCCGACGCAGAUGAAAUGUCACGCUACCUCGCUGAUCUUGCCAUCCAUAUUUUGGAGCAGAAGAGCCAACCAGAAUACUUGGUUACUUGGGCAGGGCCGUUCCGUGCCGUUCUUGAGUAUUUACAAAGUCGCAGCACAGAGGAUCAGCACUUGGCCAGUGCCGUUGCCUUUGUCAUUACAGACUGGGCCAACAGGACUCACAUCGCAUACGAUUCCAUCAAAGAUGAGGAGUUUGAGCGAGACAGUGAGUUCGGUCGCCUCGCUUACCGACUUCGAAAGAUGGUUGACGACCGCAAGUGGCUUGCUAGCGAGUAUACGUUCAAAGCAAUUAGCGCCAACCAGGCGAAGCUUGCCUUCACCAUAAUAUUAUUACGGUCGCCGCUCUUCGAGUCUUUUGGCAAGAUUCUCAACAUCCUGCUGGGUUCUAUGGCAAGCGAUCAAGCGACGGUUCGAAGCAAGAGUCUCAAGAGUGUCAACCAAGUUCUCGAAACGGACCCUUCUAUCCUGGACGGAGACUCCAGCGUUAUUCAAUUGAUCCUGGAGUGCUCGAGUGAUUCUUCGACUCAAGUCAGAGACUCUGCUCUAGGGCUGCUUGGUAGCUGCAUUACGAUGCGUCCAGCUCUCGAACCGUCAUUGACACCAAAAAUCAUCGACCGGUUCCAGGACGCUGGCGUAGGUGUACGGAAGCGUGCCAUGAAGCUGGCACGAGACAUUUACUUGCGCAACCGAAACAAGGGCAUACGUUGCGCUAUUGCAAACGGCCUGCUUCGGCGUGUGCAAGAUCCGGAUGAAGGUGUGCGAGACCUGGCUCGCCAAAUGAUCGAAGAGGUGUGGUUUGCCCCCUUCUACUCGAGCGAUGGAACGGCUGCCUAUCAGACCGCAAUUACGGAGCACGUGGCUCUCAUCAUUCAGACGGUCAAAACAGGAACCGCCACUGAAGUCCUGGACAAAGUCUUUCAGACUAUUCUCCGGCCUAACAACAAGUCAUUGGAAGGCCCAUUUUCAGUCUGCUCGAAAUUGACUAGCGACAUGUUUGGGCUCCUUGACAACCCGGACUCGGAAGAAUCAUCAGGGCCGUCAGGCAGAGACGCGCUUCAGGUUCUUACCAUUUUCGCAAACGCGGACCCGAAGCUCUUCAACUUUGAACAGAUCCGUCUCUUGAAGCCUCAGCUUGCGAGCUUUUCUGGGCAAGAAGAGCUGGCUGCGUUCCGUGCAGUUACAGUUAUCUAUAAGAGGGUACUUCCACAGCUUUCUACUGUGCACUCACAAUUUCUGGGAGAGGUGCGCAAGCAACUUCUUCAAGGCGUUGGAAAAAUCUCAUCCAGAGGCGCUCUAGACGACCUGAUUGCCUGCGCCAAGGUCGUGUGCGAUUUACUCAACGAUUUCAGCCCAAUGGCCAACUUGGUUGCCUCCAGCUUGGUUGGCAUCCAGAGGAUUGCAUCUGCACCCCUUGACCCAAAACGCCUCAAUAUCCUGUGCGCCUACGCCAUUAUCGUUGGCAACGUGGCAAAACACUGUGAUUUGGAUCAGCAGAUCGAGAUCUUCAGGGCAAAAUUUCAAAAGUGGCAGGGUGACUCAGUACCGCGCUUGAUCGUGGAUAUCGUAUCGCCGUUCACCAAUCCGAAGCAGCCCCUUGAAGCCAGGAAAGCCGCACUUGAGGCAAUUGGAUUAGUUUGCCAGUCAUGGCCACGAAACUAUGUACUUGCCAAGGUCUACACGGCAUUCCAGCAAGUGUUCCAGGACCAGAUACCCAUGUUGGAGACCAUGAUUCUCAAGUCCUUCAAAGAGUUCCUUCUGGGAGAAGAGCGGCGAUCGGAGGCUUCUACUCAAGCUGCCGCGGCUGGUGGUAAACGAGAACUCACGAUCAUGGGCGGCACCACUUUUGACGACGUUGCCAGUGCUACAACGCAAAGGUUUUUGAAGGACUUCACGCGCAUAGCACUUUCCAGUCAGGACGAAUACGCAUUCCUGGCUAUGGAGGUUUUGGGUAGCAUCAAUCGCCAGGGCUUGACGCAUCCAAAAGAAACCGGCGUUACUCUGAUCACGCUGGAGACAUCUGCUAACAAGAAGAUUGCCGAACUAGCGUUCAUGGAGCACCGAGCGCUGCAUGAGAAGCAUGAGACGGUGCUGGAGCGAGAAUAUGUCAAGGCAGUGCAAUCGGCCUUCAACUAUCAGCGCGAUGUUGUCAAAGACCCCCAUGGCGCUACGACAGAACCCUUCCAAGCCAAGCUACACUUGCUGAUGGAGGUGCUCAAAAUCAGCAAGAUGAAGAACAAGCAAAGAUUCUUGGAGAAGCUCUGCUAUCAGGUCGAUUUUGAUCUCAACAAGCUCAAUGCGAAGAGUGGUGUCCCGCAGCAGGUUGGCUUUGGUCGGUUUGUCGUGGAAAACCUGACUUAUUUCGACUACCAGACCAUGGGCGAGGUGCAUACGGCGGUGAAUACCAUGGAGAAGAUUGUGACCACAACAGGAGCCACUGUCGCACAAGCAAUUGAAUCAGAAAUCUUCAACAUGCGUAUGGACCUGGACGUACCGAAUGCGACUGAAGAUGCAUCAGGUGACGCCGAAGGAGAGCCAGCCGACAUUGCAGAAGCACCAGUGGUGGGUGCGGAUGUCGAUCCAGCGCGAUUCCGGCAGCUAGCCUCAGCGUCGGUGAUACUGCUCAUGCUCUGGGAGGCCCGCACGCAUUUACGAAAGCUCUACAACAUGGGGACCAGCCGUCACGAUAGUAAAGCAAAGCUUCUGGCAAAGGAUCUCAACAAGACGCCGACCAAAGUGCAGGGCGUACACGGAGACAAGGUCUGGGAAGAGUUGGAGGCACAUGGAACAGGCUUCGAUACGCUGCAAGGCAUGGGUGCAAAGUGCAAGGCCCUAAUUGAGCUGAUGAAUGUCGAUAAGGAGUUCAAGGUUGCAGAAGACGAGCAGGACGCGGAGCUGGAUGCAGCGAGCACGCCGAGUGAAGGCGAGGAUGACGGCGAAGGCGGCGAGAGAGGGCGCAAGAGGAAGGGAGGAUCUACACCUAGCGGGCGAAAGAAGCGUCCUCGAUCAAACUCUCAGCCGCGAAAACGAGGACGGCCGCGCCUAUCAAGCAUGGAGCCAGACGAUGAGGCAGUCGAUGCAUCAUGGCUUUAG
Akanthomyces muscarius is the source of this 5538-nucleotide messenger RNA. RefSeq lists its product as uncharacterized. Gene Ontology annotation, biological process: establishment of mitotic sister chromatid cohesion; regulation of gene expression; replication-born double-strand break repair via sister chromatid exchange. The transcript has 3 exons. The record is from RefSeq and is a predicted model, not a curated record. Gene Ontology annotation, molecular function: chromatin binding. Gene Ontology annotation, cellular component: Scc2-Scc4 cohesin loading complex. The coding region runs from base 1 to 5538 and encodes 1845 amino acids. Lineage: Eukaryota; Fungi; Ascomycota; Sordariomycetes; Hypocreales; Cordycipitaceae.